This is a messenger RNA of Aspergillus pseudonomiae, 1254 nucleotides long. RefSeq names its product alpha/beta hydrolase. NCBI's taxonomy places the organism in Eukaryota, Fungi, Ascomycota, Eurotiomycetes, Eurotiales, Aspergillaceae. The record is from RefSeq and is a predicted model, not a curated record. Gene Ontology annotation, molecular function: hydrolase activity. The coding region runs from base 1 to 1014 and encodes 337 amino acids. The transcript has a single exon.
AUGUCUGGUUUAUCGCCUCAACAAAUCCAAUACAAAGCGCCUCGAAGUCUGCCUCGUCCUCCGUUCGAUCCAGCAUUCAAAAACGCCGGGGGUUUGGCACGUUUCACCGACGAAUUAAACCUUAAAGCUGUUCGGAGAUAUUCGUCGACAGACAGCGCGAAUGCUAUUCUGGAGAAGUUUCCCCAUCUGGCUCACGUGGAGUAUAACGUACCCGCGGUCAAGGGCCUCGAUGAUCAUUCGUCCACCCUCUCGAUCUUCCGAUCAAAAUGCCCGACAGAUACCAAGAAAUCGGUCUUGCACUAUAUCCAUGGCGGGGGCCAGGUCAGCGGGACUCGGUUCAGUGGCCUUGAUUCAGUCAUCAGUCUCCUCCCUGAAAACGAAAAUCUCGUCUUUGCAACGAUCGAAUAUCGGCUAGCGCCAGAAUACCGUGCUCCGGCGGGAGCAUAUGAUUGCUAUGCUGGGCUCGUCUAUCUUGCUGAUAACGCCGUGGAACUUGGCAUCAACCCGGCAAACAUUGUUGUAUUUGGCAUAUCGGGCGGAGGACCACUUGCGGCAGCUUCAUGCCUCCUGUCCCGGAAUUUGGGAUACCCCCAGGUUCGGGCCCAGAUGCUCGUCGUCCCCAUGCUGGACGACCGGGACGAGAUUGGUGUCUCGUGGAGGCAGUUUGAGACAGGGACGCUGUGGCCGGGGCAAUCAAAUCGCAUGGCCUGGGACAUGGUCCUGGGGCAAGAAAGAGGUGGGCCUCAUGUUGACGAGGUCCGAUGUGCCGCCAGGGCGAUAGACCUGUCAAAGUUGCCACCAGCCUUCAUUGAUGUAGGCGAAUGCGAAGUCUUUCGCGAUGGAGCGGUCGCGUAUGCUUCGCGCAUCUGGGAAUCCGGGGGCACGGCGGAACUGCACGUCUGGCCAGGGGUGUACCACGGGGCACAUUUGUUAGAGGACACUCCGGUAACCCAAGCAAUGUUGGCUGCGCAAAGGGGAUACAUAGUGCGAGCGCUUGAACUUUGCGAAGACUAAUUGACUGCUAUGUUCCAAUCUUGAUCAGAUACUCAGAUUAUAUUACGUCUUGCUAUCCAGGUAGUCUUCUGUGAAGUAAGCAGUUGGGGAGCGUUUUGCUUCUCGGCUGGGUUGGACUGUGCCUGGUAUUUCUUCUGUCCUCACUACUACUGUAUGGUCCACCGGAGACAUGCAGUAACGUACCUGGAGAAUAAACAGCCGUCCCAAGCUCAGUGUGAAAUGGGUAUAGUCACUGAACAA